AUGGGCUUUCAAAUACAAACAAACACAGAAGGAUAUUGCUGGACAAGAACAGGGGAGAGACAAGCAUCAAGAAUGAGAGAGAAGUACUUAAGAGCAGUAUUAAGGCAAGAUGUGGGUUACUUUGAUCUUAAUGUUACAAGCACGUCUGAUGUUAUCACAACAGUCUCUAGUGACAGCCUCGUUAUCCAAGACGUCCUCAGUGAAAAGCUUCCAAAUUUUUUGAUGAAUGCAUCGGCGUUUGUCGCAAGCUACAUAGUGAGUUUCAUCAUGCUGUGGAGACUCACCAUCGUAGGCUUCCCAUUCAUCGUCCUCCUCUUGAUCCCUGGACUGGUGUACGGACGAACCCUCAUCGACGUCUCGAGGAAAAUACGCGAAGAGUACAAUGAAGCUGGUUCUAUUGCCGAGCAAGCCAUCUCAUUGGUGAGAACCGUGUACGCAUUUGGUAGUGAGAGGAUGAUGUUAUCGAAAUUCUCAGCUGCGCUUCAAGGCUCGGUGAAGCUAGGGCUGAAACAAGGACUAGCUAAAGGAAUUGCCCUUGGGAGCAAUGGCAUUUCUUACGCCGUUUGGGGUUUCAUGACUUGGUACGGAAGUCGCAUGGUUAUGGACCAUGGCGCCAAAGGCGGUACCAUCUUUGCAGUCAUCGUAUGCAUAUCUUUUGGCGGCACAUCACUUGGUCAAGGUUUGUCGAAUCUCAAAUGUUUUUCAGAGGCUGUUGUAGCAGGGGAAAGGAUUACCAAAGUAAUGAAAAGAGUUCCGGUUAUUGAUUCGGACAACCCAAAAGGUCAAAUCCUAGAGAAGAUCAGAGGGGAAGUCCAAUUUAAGCACGUGAAAUUCAUGUACCCGUCUAGACCAGAAAUCCUAAUCUUUGACGAUUUAUGUUUGAGAAUUCCAUGUGGGAAAACUGUGGCUUUGGUGGGCGGAAGUGGAUCGGGAAAAUCAACCGUGAUCUCACUUUUACAGAGGUUCUAUGACCCAACCGCAGGAGAGAUUCUCAUAGAUGGUGUGUCCAUUGAUAAGCUUCAAGUGAAGUGGUUGAGGUCGCAAAUGGGUCUAGUUAGCCAAGAGCCAGCGCUCUUCGCCACAACGAUAGAGGGGAACAUAUUGUUUGGUAAAGAGGACGCAUCCAUAGAUGAAGUAGUGGAAGCUGCAAAGGCUUCAAACGCUCAUAACUUCAUUUCUCAGUUUCCUGAUGGUUACAAAACUCAGGUUGGAGAGAGAGGAGUACAAAUGUCAGGGGGUCAGAAGCAGAGGAUCGCAAUCGCACGUGCAAUAAUCAAAUCACCAACGAUUCUCCUACUAGACGAGGCAACAAGCGCAUUGGACUCAGAAUCCGAAAGGGUAGUCCAAGAAGCCUUAGACAAUGCCUCUCUCGGCCGUACAACUAUUGUUAUUGCCCAUCGCCUCUCUACCAUUCGUAAUGCUGAUCUCAUCUAUGUAGUCCAUAAUGGUCGCAUUGUAGAAACUGGAUCACACGAAGAGCUCAUGGAGAACUUAGAUGGUCAUUAUACUUCAUUAGUCCGCUUACAGCAGAUGAAGAAUGAAGAAUCAGAUGUUAACAUCAGUAGUGUUAGUGUGCAAGGGGAUCAAUUCUCAAUUUUGAGCAAAGAUGUGAAGUAUAGUCCAACUCCUUCUAAUCGAAGCCAGUGUAACUUGUUAAAGACUUCAAGCAUUAAAACAAAUCUUCCUAAGGAAAAGAAGCCGCCUGUGCCAUCGUUUAAGAGACUGAUGGCAAUGAAUAAACCAGAGUGGAAACAUGCAUUGUGUGGCUGCUUAAGUGCAGCCUUACAUGGAGCAGUACAACCGAUUUAUGGAUAUGCUUCAGGAUCAAUGGUAUCAGUGUAUUUCCUAACGAGCCAUGACGAGAUGAUGGCAAAAACAAGGAUCUACGUGUUGUGUUUUGUAGGCCUAGCUCUCUUCUCCUUCUUGAUCAACAUCACUCAACACUAUAGUUUUGCUUACAUGGGCGAGCACUUAACAAAACGUGUUCGAGAAAAGAUGCUCUUGAAGAUAUUGACCUUUGAGAUCAAUUGGUUCGAUGAAGAAGAGAACUCAAGUGGCGCAAUUUGCUCAAGACUUGCAAAAGAAGCAAACUUGGUGAGAUCGCUGGUCGGUGACCGUAUAUCAUUAUUAGUACAAGCCCUAUCUGCAGUGAUCAUAGCUUGCACACUUGGUUUAGUCAUCGCUUGGAGAUUAGCCAUAGUGGUGAUUGCGAUGCAGCCACUUGCUGUCGUGUGCUUCUACGCUCAACGCGUUCUUCUCAAAACCAUCUCCAAAAAGGCAAUCAAAGCGCAAGACGAGAGCAGCAAACUAGCCGCGGAAGCUGUCUCCAACAUCCGAACCAUCACAUCUUUCUCGUCGCAAGAACGGAUCUUGAAACUACUCAAAACGUUUCAAGAAGGUCCACGUAGAGAAAGCGUACGCCAAUCUUGGUUAGCAGGGACUGUGUUAGGCACUUCACGAAGCCUCGCAACAUGCACUUCGGUUCUGAAUUUCUGGUACGCCGGUACACUAAUCGCCGAUGGGAAGAUCACACCAAAGUCGUUCUUUGAGAUAUUUAUAAUCUUUUUGAGCACUGGUCGGAUUAUUGCCGACGCUGGGACCAUGACGACGGAUCUAGCCAAGGGCUCAGAUGCGGUUGGGUAUGUGUUCACGGUGUUAGAUCGCUGCACAGCCAUUGAGCCGGAGAACCAAGAUGGGUAUCUCCCGGAGAAGAUUAAGGGACUAAUCAGAUUUGAUAAUGUGGACUUUGCUUACGCCAUCCGACCAAAUAUGAUUAUAUUCAAAGACUUCUCCAUUGAGAUCGAAGAAGGGAAGUCGACGGCGAUCGUGGGUCCAAGCGGGUCAGGUAAAUCCACAAUCAUAAGUUUGAUCGAACGGUUUUACGACCCGGUGAAAGGUGUUGUGAGAAUCGACGGUCGCGAUAUAAAGUCGUAUCAUUUGAGAUCGCUUCGUCAACACAUAGCUCUUGUUAGCCAGGAGCCAACGUUAUUCGCCGGGACGAUCCGAGAGAACAUAAUGUACGGAGGAGCAUCCGACAAGAUCGACGAGUCGGAGAUCAUCGAGGCGGCUAAGGCAGCGAACGCUCACGAUUUCAUUACAUCGCUAACGGACGGCUACGAUACGUACUGCGGAGACAGAGGAGUACAAUUGUCCGGUGGUCAAAAACAGAGGAUUGCGAUCGCUCGUGCGGUUCUGAAGAACCCGUCGGUGUUGCUCCUCGAUGAAGCGACGAGCGCUUUGGACAGCCAAUCGGAACGUCUGGUACAAGACGCGCUCGAGCGUAUCAUGGUCGGGAGGACGAGUGUCGUGAUAGCACAUAGGCUUAGCACGAUCCAAACCUGCAACGCGAUCGCCGUUUUGGACAAAGGGACAGUGAUCGAAUGUGGGGACCACUCGUCCUUGUUGGCAAAGGGUCCCACGGGUGCUUAUUUCUCAUUGGUCAAUCUCCAGAGAAAUCUCUAUUAAAUGUCCGUCCCAUUGUUUUAGUUAUUUUUUUGGACGUGUAUUCGAUCGAACGCAUGCACAUAGCCAAUAUAAGCAAGUGAUGUUAUUUGUUAUGCGUCAUACUUUAGUGAAAGCAAGUGAUGUAA
Messenger RNA from Thlaspi arvense, 3590 nucleotides. The record is from the annotation of a GenBank genome assembly. Lineage: Eukaryota; Viridiplantae; Streptophyta; Magnoliopsida; Brassicales; Brassicaceae.